Messenger RNA from Hydractinia symbiolongicarpus, 2663 nucleotides. RefSeq names its product E3 ubiquitin-protein ligase TRIM56-like. Gene Ontology annotation, molecular function: protein binding. Lineage: Eukaryota; Metazoa; Cnidaria; Hydrozoa; Anthoathecata; Hydractiniidae. The transcript has 6 exons. The coding region runs from base 755 to 2491 and encodes 578 amino acids. The record is from RefSeq and is a predicted model, not a curated record.
UGUUAAUGCUAAUCAUGUAGAAUUACACGCUUUUUGUGACGCCAGUGUAAAAGGGGUUUGGAUGUUGUGUAUAUAUUCGUUUUGUUGAUGCAGUAGGGAAUGCACAAGUCUCGUUGGUUACAUCACAAUUCCGUGUAGCACCGUUUCGAAAUGUACAAUCCCCAGGUUAGAGCUUCAAUCUGCUGUAAUGUUGUCGAAAUUAAUCAAUCAGGUCACAAAGACACUUUCGUUAGUAUUUUAUAUCGAUUCCGUUUAUUUAUGGAGCGACUCAACAAUCAUGUUGUCAUGGAUAAGAAGUAACAAGCGUUUGACGUCAUAGCUACUAAGCUUUUUAAAGACAAACAAAUAAAGGAGUGUCUUAUCUACGAUGAAGAGCUUCUGAAAUCAAAUACGAACUAUGGCAACAAAAGAGGUCUUUUAUUCCACUGUUUAAUUAAAUAUUUUUAUUACUGCACAAACACUGACGUGUCAUUUGUAGUUUCAGUAUUGUGAAAGAUAUUUUUGAAAACACAAGUUAGAAGAAAAAGUUUUGUAUAUAUCUUAUGACCUAUAAUAUUAAAUAACUUUAAACGUUUACUAUAUACUUGGUUUGGAAAUUUAUUGUUUUACAGAAAGCCAUAUAUUGCAUUUGCUUCAUAGAAAGGCUGUUUGUUGAUAAGUGUAGCAUUGUAGAAAGGAAACAUAACACCGAAAAAUUUCAAUCUAAAAAGUACUCGAUUGAUUGUGCUAAGUAUUUUCAAGUUUCUGUAAUAAAAUGGCUUUAUCAAAAGUUGAGCUUGCUGCGUUGUUGGAAUGCAAGAUUUGUUUGGACACCUAUCAUGAGCCUAAACAACUGAACUGCGGGCACACUUAUUGUCAAGGUUGUCUAGAUGGUAUUUUAGUAUUUAUGGAAGAUGGGAGUGCUGAACUGCCUUGUCCAGUGAGGUGUACCAAAAAGACAACAAUUACUCACGAACAAACAACAUCCUCGUUAAUGAAAGUGUUCACAUUAACUGGCAUUUUGGAAAAAGUCUCCCCUGGUGAAAAAGUUAAUUCUUUAUGUCAGCAAAGUAAAGACUGCAACCAGAUGAUCAACUAUUCCUGUACAACAUGCAGUUUAAAGAUCUGUGAGAAAUGUCAAAACCUUCAUUCUUGUUCCAAAAAAUCAUAUAUCAAUGUCAUUUUCAGUCAAAAAUUGCAAGAACUUCAACCAUUUUGUAAGCAACAUGACUCGCUUGCAAAAUUUGCCUGUAUUGAUUGUGAAAAUUUGUUAACAUGUGUUUAUUGCAAACACCGACAACAUAAGAAUCACAGAAUUAAAUCGAUAGAUGAUUUUGGCCUGGAAGCCAAAAAGUGGUUUCAGUCGUUUAUUACAUCAUUCAAUGAAACAAAAGUGGUGUUGGAAAAGUUAACAAGAAAAUACAGUGACGCUCUAACAAAUUUGGAGAAAGAAAGGGAAAUAUUUGUUCAAAAAUUAAAAGAAAGAAAGUUAAAGCGACUAGACGAAUUUUUCAAAAUAUUAAAUGAAGAAGAAGAAGAUCUAUUGCGGAUAUUCGAUGAGAAAUCUGAAGAAUUUAAAGCAAAAUUGAUUUGUGAUGGUUUUGUCGGCAAUAAGAAAGUACAAGAAUUUACAAAUUACGUUCAAGCUUUUAAUUUAAAAUCUCAUUUUGAGUUAGUAACUGAAAAGUUGGAAAUUGAACGACAACUUCGCAGGCUAUCCUCGUUUCCAAGAACUAUCCCAACAUUCAAUUCACAUCUUCAUCAAAUGAACAAAGCAGAUAUUUUGUCAAAUCCAUUGGGCGAAAUAAAUAUUUCAAUAGAUGAUGUCACCACUGUUGGUGUAGAUCCCAAUGAAUGUUUUGUUUAUAGAAACUUGAUUGAUGAAGUUGAAACCCAACCCAACUAUUCCCAAUUAACAACUGAUCUAAUGAACUUAGUUGAAAGUCUGAAAAAGUAUGAGAAACCAAUUGUAAAUCCUUCUUCUGGAAAACAACAACAGAAUGAUGUAAAGCCAAAAAGUUUCCAGCAUGUUAAGAAGAGUUACUCUUUCGAAGAACUUGUAAAAAUCAUUGAAAAUGGUGAUGUCAAGACAUUUCAAACAAUUCUGAUUGAUCAUCCAAGUAUCGUUGAAAUGAGAAGUGUUAAUGAAACAACACUUCUGAUGGAAGCUGUAUGUUUUAAUACACCAUCAAUAGUGAAGUCUUUGAUUGAUGCUGGUAGUGAUGUGUAUGCUGUGGAUAAAAUUAAAGGGAAUGCAUAUCACUACAGUGCAACUUAUGGUCAUCAUGAUGUUUUGAAAGUUUUAAUUAAUCAUGACGUCACAAACAUUAACAACGUAAGCAUUAACAAUGACACACCAUUACAUCUUGCAUCUUAUUUCGGUCGUAUUGAUUGUGUGAAGUUGUUGUUGUCGAUACCACACAUCGAUGUCAAUAUACGUAACAUAUGGAACAGAACUGCUUAUGAUGUUACUCGUAAUAACAUUAUCAAACGUUUAUUACAAGAACAUUAGAGAAAUUAAGAACAUUUUCAGACAAUUAUACUUUUUUAAUUUACGUAAGUAAAUUAUGAAAAGCAUAUAUCGUCUUUUUUAUUAGAACUAUAGGUUAUAGUAGAAUAGAUUUCUUAUUUAUUUCAUAAAUAUACGUUCACAAAUUUCAAAAUAUGACUUCUUAAGAAGAAAA